UUAUGGGGCUUUAUUGUUAUGCAAAUAUGGGAGACGUAAAAAAGACCCCUAGUGCGCUGCAAGGCAGAGACAGCCGCGCGGACUGUACGGAGUGCACGCGAAGGAGCACGCGGAGGAAUUCUAUAGUUCAUCGCCAAGACCCGUCCAGGAGUUAUAGGCAGUCACCAUUUCUCACAGACCGCGGCAGCUCCUGGGAAAUUACGGAGGCAAAGUCGGGAGGUAAAUAUCAAGAAGAUCCUGACUUGUUAAUCGACGGGUUGCGGACAUACUGCCUUUGAGAUAUAUUCGUAUAUUUUUAACACUCGCAAUUUUAGCAUACCCUUUUUACGAAAGCUAGAUGUUUCCAGAUUAUCAUUUGCAAUAACCUCGGUGCUGCUAACAGGACGAAGAAGGCGAAAAGGGGAAACUACAUCAUACGUUUUGUUUGGAAGGUCUAACAAAGACAUCUGGUAGGCAUUUUGGAUUUCUGUGACACUGACUACUUUUUUUACACACUGAGUGUGUUCGAUCAUCCCUGUCCUUUUUUUUGGAUAUCCACUUUGUGUCAUUUCUCAUUCCCUCAAACCUGAAAAUCCAAAUUGCGCUGCCCUGCUCCUUUAACCCCAGACCUUUCCAGCGGCCACAACUUAACGAAAGAAAGAUACCAAGGCGAUCAGCGCGUCGGAAAGCAGGAUUCCCCUUAUUAUUAUUUUAUUAUUAUUAUCAUUAUUAACGUUCGUGUCUAGUUUUAAGAAUAAACCAUGAGCCAGGCGGAGAUCUCGACGUGCUCGGCGCCGCAGCGGGUUUUCCAGGAGGCGGUGAAGAAGGGCAACACGAAGGAGCUGCACUCGCUCCUGCAGAACAUGACAAACUGCGAGUUCAACGUGAACUCAUUCGGCCCCGAGGGACAGACUGCCCUGCACCAGUCCGUCAUCGACGGCAACCUCGAACUCGUCAAGCUGCUGGUCAAAUUCGGGGCCGACAUCCGUCUGGCCAACAGGGAGGGCUGGAGCGCUUUACACAUCGCCGCCUUCGGGGGACACCAAGACAUAGUGCUAUACCUCAUCACGAAGGCCAAGUAUGCGUCGGGCGCACGGUGAUCUCAGUGUGCCCCCCAGGUAAAACACUGAGAACUCGGCUCUUGUAAAACUGCCUUCCGAUUUAUCCAGUUAUGUCAAAAAAACCGGCCGUGAUUCGUUAUGUUUAAGACGAGGUUUUGGUCUGCCUGGCUCAUUAAAUGGAACACUAUACUAUCUGUAUGCAUUUUACCAUAAGUAUUGAAAAAUAUCCGUCUCUUUUGCUGGUACUUUAAUUGUUUAUUUGAAUGUGUAACUAAUCUGAUAGCGAAACUUGGCUGGGGAGGAAGAUCGUCUUUCGUUACCUGUGCCGUUUUUUUGGUCGCUGUUGAAAUCAAACGCCUCUUUAUUGGGCUCUGAAUGAAGUGUUAAACCCGCAGCGUCGCUGUCCGCUUGGCCCUUUAUAAAUUAUUAUGAUUUUUUUUUAAAUAAAAAAGAUGGCACUUGAUGCUAUGGCUGCAUGCUGGAAUAUAUGAAAGGGAAGAGGUGAACACGGUAAUGAAGUCCAUCUUCUGGCUAUAUGCUGAUUUUUUUUUAACCCACUGGGUAUGUUUCGAUUAACAGUUUCUUGGUUUUAAAAAGCGGCAUUAUGAAAUUACUUUUGCAUUGUAAAGGGGUUCAUAAUUAUAACACAUGCCUAAAGAUUCCUAAGUACUGUAUAAAAUAGCUUUACCUUUUUCUUUAAAGUAGCUAAAUGCGCUCUGUCUUCACCAAGCAGACAUCUGGCAGCACCUUCAGGUCGGUAAGACCAGAGUUAAAGGUUAAUGUUACUAAAUCGCUGCUUUUGCUUUGUAUCAAAACGUCAGGAGAAUCGCAUUUGGAUUAUGUUUUUAAAAAUUCACUUUUCAGUAUUUCUUAAAACGUCCCUGGUCGUCACUGUGAAUGCAGACUGGGUUUUAUUUAUGAAGGUACAAUGAGAAAAUACAUUUGAAUUAUGUCGUGUUUCUGAUCAAUCGGUCUCAAACGUUAAUGGUGACUUUCCAAGCUGCUUCGUAAUCUGAUAUUCUGUCCCCUAUGGAGAUUCGACAUCACCAGCCUGAUUCUUAACCCGAACCUUAUCUAAAGUCAUGAUUUCUUUGUAUUUGCCAGCUACCUCGGAUGUAGUGUUCAAAGAGAAAUGGCAUAGAUUUGGUUUUUGCGGUCUGUUUUCCCAAGGAGAGAAAACUCGAGUCUGGUUUCAUUGAUAAAUUUAUUUCACUCAGCCGAUUUUACCUAAAUGCAAAUUAACAGCCGGUCGCCCACCCACUCCAAACAUUACAGUAAACGCUUGGUCUUCAACCAGACCCGUCAUUUCCCCUCUGCAAGUUUUUUAUUAAUCGGGCAAACUUUUUUCAGGAUUUGAUAAUUUGAUCGCAAACGCUUAUUUGAAGCUAAACGUAUGUGUUAACUUUCAGCUUUCAUUUUUGUGUUAAAUGCUGAUUUAGCUACAUUCAAGAAAAGGAAAAAUAUUAACGCAUGACUUAAAAAUGCAGGGAGUUUUGUUGCACAAAAAGCGGAGCCUUUCACGCCCCUUUAAGGCCUGUUCGGGUAACUGCAGACGGGGCAAACGAAUGGUUACUACUGAGCAGGACUAUGACCAUAUGAACAUUGAUAUGCUAAUGGUUAUUUCAUUAUCACUGUGUAAUUACGAUGAUUAUUACUACUACAUGACUAUAGCAGGAACAUCGAGAGAUGUCAAUACAGACUGCCUGUUUCAUUUUAAAGUCAUGGCACCCUAUUUGUUUUAAUGCUGCUUAUAAUGUUUUUUAUUUUUGUUUUGUUUUGAAUUAAAUGCCAACAGUAAGAGACUUUGGGGGAAAUCUGAUCACAUCACUGUCAUUUUAAAAAAGCCCAGUAUGUGCAGAUUUGUGUGCUUGUGUGCGUGUGGAGUUUUUGUUUUGCAUGCGUUUGCUGUUGUGUCAUAUUUAGGUGUCUCCCGGUCACCCUCGUUCCCUCUGUCGUUUUCUGCGCAUGGGUAUUGCAGAGUGUGACCCCAGGGACUGUGGCCUGUACAUGUACCUGGAAAAACUAAAGCGAUAACGAAAUUGAGAACCCAAUUAAUAUAAAGAGAAAAAAAUAUGCAUCGCUUGACUUAAACUUGAUCAUUUUAUUAUUUUUUAAAAAAUAUUGCACUGAUAACUGUUGUUAAUUGUUGGUUUUAUGCCAACAUUUUUAUUUUUUCUAAAGAGAAAAAAGGAACACAACAAAAUACUAUUGUAUGAAACUCCAGGUAAUGUUGUCUUUUUGUGCAUCGCUUUGUGAAACGUAAUGUUUGCAAAGCCAGUUGUUUCCGUGACUGGAUGUGUGAGUGUGUGUGUAUAUAAAAGCUGAAAUAAACCUUGGAGCACUUUCUUUUCUGAAGUGCUGUCCUCCUGUUGUUAUGAAAGGGGAACAAUACCUUUGAUGGUAAGAUCAUUGUAACAAUUGCACGAUGCAUAGUUGUUUUACUCGUCAGUGUCAUAACAUUUAUGACACAAGUGUAAAAUAGCUAGAUAGGUUUAAAUGAAUGAGAAGUGCUGAAAUUGUUUUAGGACCAAGUUCUGUUUGUUUUGCUUUGUUUGCAAACAAAAGAUUGUGUCUCGUAAGUGAGGUGGAUGUUCCAUUGUGUCAAUAAUGAGUUUUUUUUAUUAUUAUUUUUGAAUGUUGUAACACUGUGAUCUUGUGUGGAGAGGAAUCGUGUGCUGUAAUUUUGUACGUUUGUGUACAAGCCAGUAAAGAAAAUCAUUAAACUUUCUCUGCCGC
Messenger RNA from Paramormyrops kingsleyae, 3776 nucleotides. It is a transcript of the gene nrarpa, whose product is annotated as NOTCH regulated ankyrin repeat protein a. NCBI's taxonomy places the organism in Eukaryota, Metazoa, Chordata, Actinopteri, Osteoglossiformes, Mormyridae. Gene Ontology annotation, cellular component: cytoplasm. Gene Ontology annotation, molecular function: protein binding; enzyme inhibitor activity; phosphatase regulator activity. The record is from RefSeq and is a predicted model, not a curated record.